This is a messenger RNA of Pocillopora damicornis (cauliflower coral), 2971 nucleotides long. RefSeq lists its product as uncharacterized. Lineage: Eukaryota; Metazoa; Cnidaria; Anthozoa; Scleractinia; Pocilloporidae. The record is from RefSeq and is a predicted model, not a curated record.
ACGGGACAAAAUUUUCUCAGCGAGAAAAUGAGAAAUGAGUUGCUUUGACACAAACCGGCCGUCCACUAGUCUUUGAAUAACAAUCUAACGCACCCAUUUGAUGAAUGCAUUGGUACUCAAAAUCCUUUGUUUUACAAUGUUAGUUCGGAACACAACCCAAUCACUGAAAAAAUUCCAUGAACUUGCAACUGAAUAGUUUGUUACCGUAAUUAGCAUGGAAAGACUUCGUAGGAGAGAACUUUAAAGAAUUAAAACUUAUAAUCUGGCUUAAUGUUGGUAAAUAAAGCAAGAAUACAAUUUUCAGCACUACAUGUGUAGAUAUAUAGAGAAUAAUACGUGGGCACGCAUAGAUAUGGAAUUUCUCUUCGGGUGUGUUACUUGAUAGCUAACGAGUGAGCGCAGCGAACGAGUGAGAUGUCGAGUUGAACACAAGAAGAGAAAUUCCAUAUCUACAAGCAACCAUGUAUUAUUUUGUUUAGCAUAGAAACACAAUAGCCCUUUACUGAGAAGAAAAACAUUUGCCUUUUUAGCAGGGGCGAUUGUACCAAACGGUCGACAAUGAAUUCCGUAUAAAACUAUCAGAGCAAUUUAAUCAAAAUUUAAUUUGCCUUUUCAGCUCUUUUAGCAAUGUUUAUGAGUUCAAUCCUGUCGUUUCAGUGAACAAUCUCGAAAACGGAAAGUGCCUUCAAGCUCCAAGCAAGAAAGGAAGCUACAUGCAGGGUGAAUUUCAAUAUGAUUUGGCCCGACAACCAACCCUCGUAAUAAUCUUAAUUUUUAUUAAUAAACACUACUAAGAUAAACUUUUAUCAAGUUUGGUUUGCUUCUAGCUUUUGCUAUAACUACGGAAUUGGAGUCGCAUACGGUUCAGAAGAAUGCGGAAGCAUUUACCUGUUGGUGAGAGAAUCAUAAAAGUGUACGAAGCCUUACCAAAAACACAUCAAAAUUCGCUGGAGAGACGCCAAAAUAAGUUUUAACCCUUUAACUCCCAGGAGUGAUCAAGACGGAAUUACUCCUUACAAUAUCAAUACAAUAUCAACCAGAUAAGUGAUAAAAACAAAGAAAAAUAUCAAUUUGGGGAUAAUGAGUCGAUCCAAUACUAAAUUAUUUGAACUAACAUUGUAAGAAUUGUAUGGUUGACGGUAAGGAGAAUUACAAAUUUAGUUUGGGAGUUAAAGGAUUAAGAAGUUUUCUCUGUCUCCAUCUAAAUCAAGCUCCUGCUGUUUAACCCUUUAACUCCUAUGAGUGACCAAGACAGAAUCUCUUCUUACAAUAUCAACUCAAAAUCAAGCAGACAAGUAAGAAGAAUAUAGAAGAAAACUGAAUUAGGGGCCUACAAGGUGAUCCAAUACCAAAUUCUCCGAUUUGAAAUAAUUAGUAUUUUAUGGCAGACAGUAGGGAGAAUUACUUAGAGAUCUUGGGAGUUAAGGGGGUUAACAAUCACAGGUAGACAGGAUUCUUUAUGAAGAAAGACACUUCUCAGAAUUUCAUUGCUGACGCGUCACGCUACGAAGGCCCAACAGGCAGUCACAGAGAUGGCUGCCCUGCAGUCAAAAUUUUUCUAAGAAUCUCAUCUUACAAUUUCAAGUGAUCUUAAAAAUUACGCUUGUCUUUUGACGGACGAAAUAUCCAAACUUGCGUAUACUAUAAAAUAGAUAUGAUGUCCCCUUUGAAUUAUGGUCACAGUACGGUUGUUAGAAAUUAAAUAUUGACCAAACUUCCGCAGAAAACCUCAUUCAAACCUCUUGAAGUAUUCGAUUCUUUGUUUGUGCCGACAUUCCAAGCGAUUCAAGGAUCUCGGCUCUUAAUUCAGUUGGUUCAAGAUUCUACGGUUUCAAGGAUCUGUUAAGACAUAGCGAUCUCACUGUUCCCUGAAGUACCGUUGUUUCGUAAAGUCGAACAUCGACACGAUUCCUCAGUUGAACCGACUAGAUUUCUUAACAAACAUCUGAUACUCUUAAGAUGUUUACAAGGCAUUCCCGGAAACCCAAGAAAAUGCACCGUCAUGGUCGUAGAUUUUUAUUAGAACAGCCGCAUCGAUGAUGCAAUUCAAUAAAAAUGCUAACUCGACAUAUUUUUCACGCAGUUGUCUUUACUCAAAGAGGCUGUCAUGGAUUUACGUUUGCGCCAAGUUUUCUUCGGCAGUUUUUGUAUGGUAACAUUGCUUCAAGUGGCUGGUAGUAUAAGCUUCACAGGGGACAUACCAGACCGUACAAUAAAGGCCAAACUAGAUGACGAUGUCGCUCUGGGCUGGAGCUUCUCAUACAACGAUUUGGAAGGCAAUCCAGGUGGCCCAUUUGGUGCUCCAGACGUGUACGAAAUCAGCUUUGGUAUUUAUAAAUCUAUACACGGCGAAACUUUCUUGAGCGAGAAACUUGUUGUUGUCGAUAGUAGUGGAAAGUUUAGGGUGCAAGAUGGAUUUGAUAGAAAAAUGGAUUGGAGCCACUCAAAAUACAAAUUAACAUUCAUUCUGAAAAACAUUGCUAUCCAAGAUCAGGCAAUGUACGGAGUGAAUGUUGACCUUGGCUUGAGUCGGCUGCCGCUCAAGGAUUCUGUGAUUGUUAUCAUACCAGGACUCUCUUACGUGGUUCAAAAUGGCAGCUCGAUUGUCCGUAAAGAGUCAGCCUACAUGAUGGAACCUUUUGAACUAUCGUUUACAAGAUCAGACCACGACCGAACUGCUGACCGUUUUAAGUACACACUCAAAAAAGAUAACACAACCAUUUUCAUUAUUGGAAAGAACAGAGAAGAUAACAAAUUCAGUUGCUCUCAUUAUGUUUCUCAAAAACCUACACCCUGUUCUGAUGAUUCCUUCUCAGUGAACGAAACUUACGUUUCUUUCCAACAAAGAAAUGUUACUCUUCAAGAUGCUGGUCGAUACCUCUGUAUAAAGUAUUCAUCUGGGCUCUACGAUACAACAUUCGAGGAAAUCGAUCUUAAUGUACUAGGUAACGUAUGCAAGUAUGUUUUAAUG